Messenger RNA from Hyalella azteca, 1190 nucleotides. Its product is annotated as probable peptidyl-tRNA hydrolase 2. Lineage: Eukaryota; Metazoa; Arthropoda; Malacostraca; Amphipoda; Hyalellidae. Bases 114 to 1106 code for a protein of 330 amino acids. Gene Ontology annotation, cellular component: cytosol; mitochondrion. The record is from RefSeq and is a predicted model, not a curated record. The transcript has 7 exons. Gene Ontology annotation, molecular function: peptidyl-tRNA hydrolase activity; protein binding.
AAUCACGAUGGAUCAUUUCUUUGGCAGAUCUCUUUAUCAUUAAGAAUACUAUAGUAAUUCUAUGACUUCGUAGUAGUCUUCAUAAUAUUAUUGCUUAGCUUAUAAACAUUACAAUGCAAGACUCAAGUGGCGCUGACCGCCUGAUGGAGCCUGUCAACGAGAGAUCUGCCCUGGACACCGACGACGCGAGCGCCGCUAGUGGCGACCACGCGGCCGGGGGGCGCCUUGAUGCUGACGGCGACGCUGCAGCUGUGGACGUGGCAGCGGCGGCUGACCGCAACGCUGUGGCAGGAGUCGGCAGCUCUGAAACUGAACCAUCUCCAUCAGAGGAAAAAGCUACUGCCACAGCAGCCAGUUCUCCCCGUCCUAAAGAUGGGACGACAUCAAACGAUUUACUUUGUGCUUCAUCCGACGCCGCAACUUCAGAAGAAGUCGGAUCCUCGGAAGCGUCAAAUAUUGAAAGUUCAUCAGGAGCUACAAUAAAUGCCUCGGUUGGAUCACCAAAGCAACCCACCAACACACAUGGCGCUGACGCUGGCCUGUUAGCCCAGCUGCUGGAGAUGGGGGUGCCUGCUACGCUGGCCAUCCGCGCGCUGGUGUACUCCGGCAACGGUAGCGUGGAGGCGGCGUUCACGUGGCUGGCGCAGCUCAGCGCCGAGGAGGCCGACGCCCUCAGCCUCCUGCCGCUGGACGAGGACGGCCAGGACUGGGAGGACGUGGAUGAUGAAGAUGACCGCGACGUGUUCAGCCACAAGAUGGCGCUCGUCGUCGACACGUCGCUUCGGAUGAAGCCUGGCAAGAUGGCUGCUCAGGUGGGCCACGCGGUGCUGGGGCUGCACCGCGCGCUGCAGAGGGCGGCGCCCCGCACACGAGCGUCCGACCUCACCAAGUGGGAGAUGACGGGCGAGAAGAUGGUUGUACUGAGGGGAAGUGACAGCAGCCAGCUGCGCCUCCUGAAAAAGAAGGCAGAGGCCGCACGACUACCAACCUACCUGGUCGCUGACGCUGGACUCACGCAGAUUGCGGAGGGCUCCGUAACGGUGCUCGGCAUCUUUGGUUCGUGUGCGGCAGUGGACGAGAUCACAGGCGGCCUCAAGCUCUUGUGACGAGUACAUGAAGAGCCGUUGCAGUUGUAGGUUUGAAUCAAAUUUAAAAUCUUCAUUUGUACCGUACAGGAUAAGAAAAAUGGA